UACAGCUUUCCGAAACCCAUUGAUCCUCCUGGACCGGCAUGGAGUGCCUCGUCUGCUCUGUUGAACUUUGAACGAUAGUGACCACGCUCUACGGAGUCCUACCCCAGGUGUUGCAGCUGUGGCCGGAUCGCGUGCGACGGAACUCUGCAGCCUGUCCCCGCCCCCGCAUAAUCCGGACCUCAUAAUAUGUUGAGAUAAUUGCAUGGGACUCCGAUGACCGAAGUGGCCGCACAGAGAACGAACGGGGCUGGCCAAGCGCCGCCUCUGUUACAGCGACAACAAUCUUUCUCCUCGUUUCCAGCUUCCCGGUCGCCCUCGUUCAAAUCCCUUCGCAACGAUCCCAGGAAGGGCCGGUCGCCGCAGCCGCCCAUGGUCCGCGAAGACAGUACAUCGGCCGAUUCCUCUCCUCCUCCGUCGCUGUCUCACAAGAAAGCAAAGUGUACGACAAGACUGCGAUCUCAGUAUCCGGCAGACUCGAUCGAGAACCAUGUUGAAUACAUUCUCGUUGCCUCUUUCGACAUUGACCGCGGGUCGGUCAUGGAGCACCAGUAUCCUGCGCCUAUAUCCGGCGACGAGACGAUGUUGGCCGAGCUGAUGUUGCCCGAUCAAGCCCAUGUGAGAAGUCAAGAUUGGACAAUAUUCUUCUUGCACAAGGACACCAGCGCGGAGGAUGAAGAGAGGGAAGCACGAAGAGAAAGACGGAGAAAGCGGAGACAGAAGGGACAAGGAUUGGAUGAGGAAGAUGAUACAGUAGCGGGAGCUGCGGAGGAUGGUCAAGAGCUUGAGGACGAUUACGAGGACGACGAGACCGAUGAGGACAGCGACGAUGGCCCGGACCCUGAUGGUCCGCCUUUAGUGUACGUCUUGAACUUGGUGAACACCAAACAGGACAACACUGUCAAAAGAGGUGCCAUUGUCAAGGCUAUGGCUAUAUGCACGCGCCACUCGUUCCUCCAUAUAUACAAGCCUCUUCUGCUUCUAGCACUAGAAGAAUACUUCCGCGCCCCUGUCUUAGAAACCCUGGCGUCCCUUUACAAUGCCCUCAACGCGAUGGACCUGUCAUUGAUGCCGAAGCUGUCUCCUUUGGAGAAUUUCGUUCUUCAGGCCACCGACGCUAAGGAUAUGUUUAUUGAAAAGUUCGAGCAAAUGAUACAGCAACAGAAGGCUGCGGAUGCCGAAAGAAACUCGUUACCGUCGACGUCAUCGUCAGAGCCCAAACCGAAGACCUAUGUGUUGCCUCGAGACACGCAUGAGUUCGAGUCGAAAGUAUAUUAUAACGGCAUUCCUGUUCCUAUCAAAGUCCCAACUGCACUAAGCCCGGAAACGGUUGGCGACUUUUCACUUAUCAAACUCAUACAAACCUUUUCUACGCCUCAUUCAACCCAACCUCAGCCAUUUGCCCUCCACCCGCAUCUUACGACCAGUGGCGCAUAUACGCAUCCCAUUAUUGUCCUCAUCAAUGCGCUUCUCACACAAAAGCGCAUUAUCUUCCUUGGCCACAAUCGACCAUCUGGCGAGGUGGCGGAAGCUGUGCUUGCGGCCUGCGCGCUAGCUUCUGGAGGCAUGCUGCGAGGCUUCGUUCGUUACGCCUUCCCUUAUACUGAUCUUACCAAGAUCGAUGAUCUUCUCAAGGUGCCAGGCUUUAUUGCAGGAGUGACAAACCCAGUCUUUGCACAUACGCCCGAGUGGUGGGACCUGCUAUGCGAUCUUCCAACGGGCCGCAUGAAGAUCAGCCCAAAGAUCGAGAGUGCACCUGUCACGGAUGGCCUCGUCUUCUUCCAGCAGCAGGGGAUUCCUGUUGCCCUGGCAGGAGGCACGCAGCCAGGGGCAGACGUGAAAACCGGCGUGGAUCCGACUGGUGACAAUCAGUUCAUGGAAUCAUUACUGCAGAGUAUUGCCAACAGACAUGGCGAGAAUGCCAUUCGUGCCAAAUGGCGCUCUUGGAUCUUGAAAUUCACACGGAUCGCAGCCGCUUUCGAGGAAACCGUCUACGGCGCAUCUGCGCUCUACAUCGGAUCCCAUGAGACCGAUGUUGGUCUAUACGGCGUGACAGGACACGGCUAUGUCUGGCCUGACGAAGGGAGCCGCAUGAGAGAGCUCGCAGCAAAUGUGCAUCGAAUCGAGGGGUGGCGGAAUACGAGAUCCUAUUUCACCUUCAUCCAAGAUCUCGCUCGCCGCUGGGAAAAACGUCCCGUUAAAGGUAUCGAUCUCGCCCACCAACAUGAUCGACUAAGAUGUCUGCGCCUCACGCAUGAACAAAGCGCCGCCAUCUACCUUGCGCUCGCACGCGCCGUCGAACAAGCGGGAUCAUGCAAGUCUGGUACCUCGGAAGAGGAUCUGCCAUCCGCACUGUCACAGUCUCUCACCCUGACCUCGGAUCGCAAAUCGCGUGAGGAGUGCCAAUAUGACACCAUCUUGCAACUCCUCUGCGUCAUCCCGGAAAGCAAUGGAGGGUUAUUCCACUUGGCGUUGGGACUGUUUCACCCGAGACAAGAUGUUCGUCUCGCAGUGGUCCGGCUGUUAGAAGUGAUCAUGGAUCAUGCCGCCGGUCGGCAUCUAUGGGCCACAUUAGGGAGAUUUGCCAAGUUGGCCUUCUACAGGGUCAAACGAGAGGAGGGCCACGGAAAGUGAAGCGUUGAGUUUCGAUUGAAAGCGAACGCGGCCGUACGUUCACCGACAUCCCAGGCCAUAUCGGCGUUCGCGAACUUUGAACGAGGCAUAGAUCUUAUUUAAAGAAGGCUUCGCUGCUUAUAUAUACUUUGCAUAUGAUCCUAGCGGUUUAUGAUGCUUGCAUUCGCCUAGACUAAUCCAUCAUUUGACAAGCAAUGUUCCCGUUUCGUCGUUUCGAGGUCUAGAUGCGCUAUCCUGCUCCGCAUCUAUGCAAUCCAUUUGCGCAUGUCUCUAUAUCGAUUCCUAAAGCUCUUUCAGGC
Westerdykella ornata is the source of this 2930-nucleotide messenger RNA. RefSeq names its product spindle pole body interacting protein. The transcript has 2 exons. The record is from RefSeq and is a predicted model, not a curated record. Gene Ontology annotation, cellular component: plasma membrane. The coding region runs from base 214 to 2631 and encodes 805 amino acids. Gene Ontology annotation, biological process: actin cortical patch localization. NCBI's taxonomy places the organism in Eukaryota, Fungi, Ascomycota, Dothideomycetes, Pleosporales, Sporormiaceae.